Nicotiana attenuata is the source of this 1029-nucleotide messenger RNA. RefSeq lists its product as uncharacterized. Lineage: Eukaryota; Viridiplantae; Streptophyta; Magnoliopsida; Solanales; Solanaceae. Bases 120 to 878 code for a protein of 252 amino acids. The record is from RefSeq and is a predicted model, not a curated record. The transcript has a single exon.
AAUUGCGAAUGACCAUUAGUCAACCUCUCCAACAAAUCCAAAUAAAACUCAUGUCCCCUCCCAAUUAUUCUUCAUGGUUACUUAGGGUGAAGCUUUCAUUCUGAAAUCAAAAAUUCAGAAUGGAAGCUUUUAGAGUUUCUUCAAACCCAUCCUACGAAAUGCUGCCAACCUCAAUCCAAACUUCACCCCCUUCAGAAUCAAGAAACUCUUCAGAUUUCGACAGAGAAUUAGAGAACCUAAAUGCUGCUCAAAAAAUUGGAUCUUUGUUCUUUGGUUUCGGGGUAAUGAUCAUUCUUUUGAUUGGAAUUUUCGCAAUCAUUGGUUUUGGUAUGACAAGGUCAGCUAAUUACAUGAACAAUCAAAUCAUAGAAAAACAUGGUAUUGAUUUUGAUUCCAUGAUCAUAUACAACUUACAAACCUCAUCCAAUUCCACAAUAACUGCUGGAUGCAAUGUAACAUUUAACGUGACAAACAAGAGAGAUGUUGAAUAUUUCUAUGACAAGGGGAUGAUAUGGGUCUUUUUCGACGAGAAAGUUCUAUGGACAUUACCUACGAGAGAAUUUUACCAAGCAGUUAGCGAAACGACAUUGUUGAACGUAUCAGCAGCCCCUGCGAAAAUGGAGACAGACAUAUACGUGCCGCGAGCACUCGUUAGCAGCCAGAAAUUGCAUCAAUCGGAGAUGUUCAAGAUUAGAUUUGACAUAUUUUAUCGUGGAGGAGUUGGACAUAAUGGGUUCAAUUUGGGAGGAUUGAAGUAUUUUUGCGAUGUUAAUAUGACUUUUCCUGAUCAAAAUACACUUGUGAGUGGACCAAAAAAAUGUGUUGGGAGAUUUGAGGAUUUCUCUACUUGUUCUUCUUUAUUCUUUUGUAGUCCAUAAAAUCGUACAUUCUUGAUCAUUUUACCUUUUGACAGUUAGCUAGUAUAUCUUUCUCAAUGUGUUGUUAUCGUUUUUGGUUAUUGAUAGCGGUAGCAAUGGAUCUGUACCUUUUUACGUCCAUUGUCGUUUGCAUUAGAAAACCUUUUGGUUG